UAGGUAAUAGAAGAAUGUCGAGUGGUGAUGGGGCUGCUAAAGCUCAUUUCMCAUCAGCAACAGAUCAAAUGGCAUCCGCGACAAGAAUGCUAUUUGGUCAGCCUCUCUUUGAAUAUAUUGCUGAAAAUUGUGCCUGCCUCUACGGAAGAAUUUAUUGAAGAUGGGGGCCCGUCAACGGUGUUGCAACUUUUGUCCAACUCACGAGACAAAGUCUACCACUACAGCCACGACAUUAUGCUUCGAAGCAUAGAGCUGCUGGCUCUGCUUUCGCACAAAUUCACAACCAUUCGGGAUUCUGUUGCGUUCAAUGGUGGCGUAAAUUGCGUGUUGGGACUGUGUGAAGACGUUUUGGAGUCGCACUUUUUACAGGAGCAGCAGCAACACUUGCUGUCUGCGGGGAUUUUCCUUUUGGAGAAAGUCUGCAAUCACAUCAAUGUACGUGUUUGGGUGUGCUUUGAAUUGAUGAAGGCACCAAGUGCUAAAAAACGACCAAAGUGAAGCAAACAGUAGGCCUGGGUAACUCAGUUUUAAAAUUUCUUUAAA
This is a messenger RNA of Dendroctonus ponderosae (mountain pine beetle), 543 nucleotides long. RefSeq lists its product as uncharacterized. Lineage: Eukaryota; Metazoa; Arthropoda; Insecta; Coleoptera; Curculionidae. Bases 28 to 498 code for a protein of 156 amino acids. The transcript is spliced from 3 exons. The record is from RefSeq and is a predicted model, not a curated record.